This is a messenger RNA of Ochotona princeps (American pika), 897 nucleotides long. It is a transcript of the gene MRPL49, whose product is annotated as mitochondrial ribosomal protein L49. Gene Ontology annotation, cellular component: ribosome; mitochondrial large ribosomal subunit. The record is from RefSeq and is a predicted model, not a curated record. Gene Ontology annotation, molecular function: structural constituent of ribosome. The coding region runs from base 17 to 721 and encodes 234 amino acids. The transcript is spliced from 4 exons. NCBI's taxonomy places the organism in Eukaryota, Metazoa, Chordata, Mammalia, Lagomorpha, Ochotonidae. Gene Ontology annotation, biological process: translation.
CGCCGCCGCCACCAAGAUGGAGCCGAGAAAGAGGAAGAAGCGAGAGCGCGCAAGCACUCCAGGCCUGCGUCGUGUGCGUCACUGCGGAGCGCCGCCCGUGCGCGUCACUACGGUGCGCCCACCUCGCCCUGACCUGGAGCCCCGCCCCGUUCCGCCCUGCGCAGGCGUGCUUGCCCCGUGCCGAGCUCCGCGCGUGCGCAGAGAGGCUGUGCCGGCCGUCCCGAUGGCGGCUGCGGGCGCGGUGCGGGCGGCCGUGCGGGGCUGGCUAGCCGGCGGGCGUCCGGGCUGCGGGCUGCGGCGGCUGAGCCUGGGGCCUCCGGCUCAGCCCGGCUUUGUGGAAUCCGAGGAAGAGUACCGGUUUGUGGAGCGCCUGUUACCUCCCACCAGCAUCCCCAAGCCCCCAAAGCAUGAACAGUACCCCACCCCUUGCGGCUGGCAGCCUCCCAGAGCCCCCCUCCCCGACCUGCCCUACUUCGUGCGGCGUUCUCGGAUGCACAACGUCCCCGUGUACAAGGACAUCACGCACGGUAAUCGGCAGAUGACCGUGAUCCGCAAGGUGGAGGGGGACAUCUGGGCGCUGCAGAAGGACGUGGAAGAGUUCCUGACUCCGCUGCUGGGGCACACACCUGUCACUCAGGUCAACGAGGUGACAGGCAGCCUGCGGGUCAAGGGCUACUUUGACGAGCAGCUCAAAGCCUGGCUUGUGGAGAAGGGCUUCUGAGGCAGCUGGGCAGCCUACAUGCCAGUGUCCCCCGCCACCUCCAGGCUGGCAUCUUGCUGUUAGCUGCUGGCUCUGCUCCCACUGUGGGUUUCUCUUCAUGUGGGGCUCAACUACUGAAAUUCUAAGGGUUCUGCCACUGCCUUUGAAUAGAUGAAAAUAAAUUUUAAAAAACCCCA